GGAAGUCGGGCUGGGUAGGGUGCGCUGCUCUCUGCAUUUGAACUGUACAGCCCAGAGCUCAAACAAGCAUCUUCAGGGCGCAGGCUGGCAAUACCCGGAGUCAAGGGGAGACGGGCAAACUCAACAGCCUGUAUGGUGAAGCAGUGACCGGGCUACAUCUCCACCAACAUCACCGCCACUAGAGCCCCACCGAGGCUCCCCGAGGUGGACCUGUUUAGAACUGUUUAAAAGAAUGGCGGUUUCCCGACCCCAUAGGACCUGUUUUUGGCUCGCCAUCUGCCUGGCCCAGGUAUUGCUAGCGACGUGCCAACAAGAUGCUGUACCCGCAGAGGACCUGACGAGCUGUACGGAGGAUGGUCAGGUGUACCCCAACAACGAGAUCUGGAAGCCCGACCCCUGCCGGCUGUGUGUGUGUGACAUGGGCACGGUCAUCUGCGAGGACAUCCUGUGUGAGGAGAUCACCAACUGCGAGAAGGUGACCAUCCCAGAAGGAGAGUGCUGCCCUGUGUGCCAAAACUUUGCCAGCGCAUCGGGAAAAACACAAUUCAUUGCAUACCAGUUGAAGGGACAGAAGGGAGAACCUGGUGACAUCCCAUAUGUUGUCGGUCCAACGGGUCCACCUGGAGCAACGGGAACGCCUGGUUCUGUGGGAACGAGAGGUCGCGCUGGAAUGAAAGGAAGACCCGGUUUGAGAGGUCCCCCAGGCUUCGAUGGGGAGCCAGGAGUUCCAGGCAAUCCCGGACCACCUGGACCUGAUGGACAGACUGCACCUCCUGGGAGCCAGUUUGCUCAACAGAUGGCAUCGGGCUUCAACGAGAAGUCAUCACUGGCAGGAAUGGUCACAGGAUCAAGGGGUGAAUCAGGAGCACGGGGAGAGCCAGGACCAGGAGGCGCACCGGGACCGAGUGGUGCUCAGGGUGUCCCUGGAGACAUUGGGGAGCCAGGACAGAUGGGCUCAUUCGGCCCCAGAGGCCCCGACGGGCCCCAAGGAAAGCCUGGAUUGGAUGGAGAGGCCGGACCAGCAGGAAACACAGGAGAGCCGGGACAUCCAGGAUCCCAGGGUGCCAGAGGAUUCCCAGGCCUUCCAGGACAGCCAGGACUGAGGGGAAUGAAGGGACAUGCUGGCCUACUUGGAUCCAGAGGUGAAUCAGGGGUCGUGGGGUCUAAGGGAGAGUCAGGCAAUCCUGGAGGAAUGGGUGCACCAGGCCCAAGAGGUCCACUUGGUUUGCCAGGAGACAGAGGCAGGCCCGGGCCCUCUGGUCCAGCGGGAAAGCGAGGCAAUUCUGGUGAUGUUGGUAAACCAGGUCCAAUGGGACCAAUGGGUAUCCCAGGAGGUGACGGCUUCCCAGGCAAUCCAGGAAUGAAGGGUGAGGCCGGGCCUACGGGAGUGAGGGGUACUGGGGGUCCCCAGGGGAUGAGAGGAGACACGGGCAGACAGGGCAACCCAGGACCCAGCGGCCUCCAGGGAGCUGCUGGCACAGAUGGAAAUCCUGGAUCUAAAGGACCAGCGGGUCUGCCGGGUAUUCAGGGCCCCAUCGGUCUUGGAGGGCCCAUAGGCCCCCCCGGCCCUCAGGGCACCACCGGCUUCCCAGGGGUCAAAGGUCAAUCGGGUGAUAAUGGAGCUGCAGGAUUCAAAGGAGAGCCUGGCCUUAAAGGAGAAACUGGAGCCCCGGGCGCCCAUGGUGAGAUGGGUCCUAUGGGAGAAGAGGGCAAGAGGGGACUCAGAGGAGACGCUGGAUCACAGGGAGCUGCUGGACCCACUGGAGAGAGGGGAGCUCCAGGCAGCAGAGGAUUCCCAGGUAGCGACGGUCUUCCUGGUCAGAAGGGAGCCCAAGGUGAGCGCGGAGGCUCCGGGUCUUCUGGCCUGAAGGGGGCAGCAGGUGACCCUGGCCGUCUGGGGGAGCCAGGACUUCCUGGAGCACGGGGUUUGUCAGGGCUGUCUGGAACUGCAGGGCCCGAGGGCAAACUGGGACCUCAGGGAAGUGCCGGAGAGGAUGGAGGUCCGGGACCAGCGGGUCCGUCCGGAACUAGGGGACCAGGAGGAUCACUGGGUCUGCCCGGUCCAAAGGGAUUCAGUGGUGAUGCUGGCAAGAUGGGAGAGGCUGGAACUCCUGGUGUCCCUGGCCAGAGGGGUGGGAACGGCAAAGACGGAGAGGAAGGUGCAGCAGGCCCACCUGGUCCAGGCGGUACCGCAGGGAAGAGAGGAGAGCAGGGCGCACCCGGUCCUAAUGGAUUCCAGGGACUGCCUGGACCUGCAGGGCCACCAGGAGAAGGAGGAAAACCAGGAACUGAGGGAGUCAAUGGAGAGACCGGACCUUCAGGAGCAACUGGACCCAGAGGAGAGCGCGGUACUCCAGGAGAAAGAGGAGAGCCCGGACCCAAUGGGCUGAACGGCCCCAAAGGCCUGUCUGGCACACCCGGACACGAUGGACUCAAGGGCAGCGCGGGACCUAAGGGUAACCCUGGUGAGCUGGGACCCCCAGGACUGCAGGGCAUGCCAGGAGAGAGAGGGACCACCGGAGUCGCAGGACCUAAAGGAGAGAGAGGCGGUUUCGGAGACAAGGGCGGUGAGGGCAAAGCUGGAGCUGAUGGCGCAAGGGGAUUGCCUGGCCUACUUGGACCUGUCGGCCCAGCCGGGCACAGUGGAGAGAAGGGUGAGUCUGGACCAAGAGGCCCUCCUGGAAACCCUGGAUCCAGAGCUAUCGCUGGUUCUCCUGGUGAGCCUGGUCCCACUGGUGCUGUUGGCUUCCCUGGACCUCCUGGUAUUGAUGGGCAACCAGGCAAAAAGGGAGACCCAGGCGAGCCUGGAGCCAAGGGGGAGGCCGGAGCAAAUGGACCCCAAGGAAUGGCAGGCAAAUCUGGGCCAAGGGGAGGUACUGGAGUGACCGGACUGAAGGGAGCUAGAGGAACUCAGGGAGCCACGGGACCAAGCGGAUUCCCUGGCUCCUCUGGCAGAGUUGGACCAAAUGGUGGUCUGGGUGCCACGGGUGCGGCGGGUACCAUCGGUUUGCCAGGUAAGGCAGGAGCUAAGGGCAUCGGCGGAGAGAAGGGACCAAUGGGCCGCGUCGGGGAGAGAGGAGCACAGGGGUCCGCUGGCAAAUCAGGAGACAAGGGAGACGCAGGGGAGGACGGCCCAGAGGGUCCCACAGGUCCCCCAGGUCCAGCUGGCACUACGGGCAUGAGAGGUCUGGUUGGCCUGCCCGGCAUGAGGGGAGAGAGGGGCAUGAUGGGACUGGCAGGACCUGCCGGAGCACCAGGUAAGCAGGGUCUGUCAGGGGGUUCUGGUACCAAGGGACCACCCGGAGGAGCUGGGCUGCCAGGCUUACCAGGACCACGAGGAGAGGCUGGACCACAGGGUGCUGCAGGAUCUGAUGGCAUUCCUGGAAAAGAUGGUAGCCUUGGACAGAGGGGUGACAGAGGCGCACCUGGUCCUGAUGGACUGGCAGGUGGGCAGGGUUCAGGCGGAACACCUGGCCCCGUAGGAGCUCCUGGAGACCCAGGGAAGAGAGGCAAACAGGGUUCUAGAGGCCCUCCAGGUCCUGGCGGUCCAGCUGGCAUCCGUGGCAAAGUGGGACCCCAAGGCCCACAGGGUGACAAGGGCGAGAGGGGAGACAAGGGUGAGAGGGGACAGAAGGGACACAGAGGCUUCACUGGACUGCAGGGACUCCCUGGAUCAGCUGGCCAAUCAGGAGAUGCGGGUGCUCGUGGUAUUGUCGGACCCAGUGGAGGAAGGGGAAUCCCCGGCCCGUCUGGCCCCACUGGUAAGGAGGGAGAUCAGGGUGUUCCUGGACCUCAAGGCUCCCCUGGCACCCGUGGAGACUAUGGAGAGCUUGGACCUCAGGGUCCCCCAGGUGAGCCUGGUCCCCCCGGUCCCCCAGGAGAGGCCGGCCCCACCUCAGGUGUAGUGGACCAUCUGUUCGCCGCCUUCCCCUCCGACUACGAGGGUGAAGACGCUGGAGAUCAUCUGGCCGCCGACGUGCCCGCAGGAGCUGACAAGCUCCCCCCAAUGAAGGCCGCCGACGCUCCCAAAAAGGCGGAAAGAAAAGCAGCCGACAGCCCUCUGCCACCCCCUGAGGUGAAUGGAGAUGAGGCCAACCCCAUCAGCAACACCAUUGGUGCAGUCGGAGGGCAGGGCGGGUCUAACGGCAGGGCCAAGGCUCACGUGGAUACGGGCAUCCAGCUGUCAAUCAAGGAGCUGAGCAGCCAGUUGGAGAACAUGAGGAGUCCUGAUGGCAGCAAACAGCAUCCUGCACGCACAUGCGAUGACCUCAAACGCUGCUACCCACACAAGAAGAGCGGCGAGUACUGGAUUGACCCUAACGAGGGCAGCCUUAACGAUGCCAUCCAGGUCUACUGCAACAUGGAGACGGGCGAGACGUGCAUUGAUGCCAACCCCGCCACCGUGCCACGCAAGGCCUGGUGGCACUCCAACAGCAACCACUCCAAACCCAUCUGGUACGGUGGCAACAUGAACGGAGGAACUCGCUUCACCUACGGUAGCCAGGGCACGUCGCGUAACUCUGCGUCCGUGCAGCUGACCUUUGUGCGCCUGCUGUCCAAGGAGGCGUCUCAGCGAAUCACCUUCCACUGCCGCAACAGCGUGGCCUAUCGCGACGACAAGGCCGGCAACCUGAAGAAGGCCGCCAUCUUGAAGGCUGCCGACGGAACUGACCUCCGCGCCUACGGCAACAGCAGAACCAAAUACACCGUCACCGAGGACGGAUGCUCCGGUGCUCCUAAGGACUGGGCCAAGACGGUGUUUGAGUACCGUACCCAGAAACCCACCAGACUGCCCAUUGUGGACUUUGCUGCUGUGGACGUGGGCAAAGCUGAUCAGGAGUUCGGCAUCGAUAUCGGGCCUGUGUGCUUCUCCUAAAACACCCCGGGGAAAAUACACACACUAAUAAUUAAAGAAUUCAACAGCCAUUCCUUGGCAGAUGAGACCAAAGGGAGACUCGGACUUGAUGCUGAUAAGAUCAGCACACUCCUCCCAUGAGAUUCUAGUAUUUAUUGUGCGUUUUCGGAUUAUCAACGCUAAAUGUCAAAUUUACUUACAAGGAGACAGGGAUACUUUGGAGCCAUGUUGAUGAUUGAUGUUUUAUUUUUUUCCAACCACAACAGUAUUUUUCUUUUCAAGUGGAACUUUGUCAGAAUUCCUACUGAUUGGGGUUGAGUUUUAGAGGGGAGGGCCCUUUUAAUCAUAUGAAAAUAAGUUGCCAAGAUUUUUUGUCCAUAAGAAUUUACAAUAUGUUUUUUUAUUAUUAUUAUGUGCAAUCACCCCUUUUUUAUAGCAAUAAACAAUAAAAUGACCACAUGCAAUAAGUCUUAAAAGUUUUUGAUAUGUUAGUUAUUUAUGUUGAAUAAAUAAUUAUUGUCCUAAUUAUUUGUUAUUUCUUCGAGGUGGUGCUAAAUGAACUCAGGACAGUCCGUCCUUGUCAUGUCCUUGAGCUGUCCUUGAUAUGUUUUAAUACCUCUCUCUGCCCAGACGCUCAGAGUCAUUCCUUGGGGGGAGCUGGGUGGGGAAACAUGCAUUAAAGACGCCCCUGGACGGAGAGCAUCGUGUUUGUGUC
This is a messenger RNA of Engraulis encrasicolus (European anchovy), 5570 nucleotides long. RefSeq names its product collagen, type V, alpha 2b (gene col5a2b). NCBI's taxonomy places the organism in Eukaryota, Metazoa, Chordata, Actinopteri, Clupeiformes, Engraulidae. Gene Ontology annotation, biological process: extracellular matrix organization. The transcript has 54 exons. The coding region runs from base 233 to 4876 and encodes 1547 amino acids. Gene Ontology annotation, molecular function: protein binding; extracellular matrix structural constituent conferring tensile strength. The record is from RefSeq and is a predicted model, not a curated record.